AUGUCUUCUCAGAAACGACUUACCCUUUUCGUUGAGGAUGCCUUGUCGAAGGAAGAUGAUAGCGUUCCUUUGCAAACAGUCGCAGCCCAAUGCCAAUCCCCAUCUCAUCCUAGUAAUCAUAUUACUCGCCUUGCUGAAAGUAAGCUACCCAGGACCCGAAGUAGAUAUCCAGUGAAACGACUACCUGGGGAAGUUCGGCUUGUUCCUGUUAUUAGCGGCUCACCCUGGAAUCAUUACGAGAGGAAAUAUCGUUUGGAUGGUGGUUCAUCGUUUGGCAUCAUCAUCCCUCGUGACGGCAAGGGCCGGCAGUCGAUGAUUCGUACAAUUUCUGGUUCCAAUCUAGAUGAGCAGAUCCAGAAUAUUCGACAAUUAUCUCAUGAGAAUAUUGUUAAGAAUAUCGAAAUAUAUAUAUCCUCUGACCAGGACUAUUAUCUCAUAUCCGAGUUUAUGCCAGUUUCUCUCAUGCAUUUAUGCCAAGCACCGAUUUAUCCAACUGAGCCGCAACUCGGUUCGAUACUGCAUCAGGUCCUCAUGGGAGUUGAGUUUCUCCUCACCCACGGUUUAGUCCAUGAGCAGCUAUCUUGUGCCAACGUUCUCAUGGACUUUGAUGGUGAUGUUAAAAUAUGUGACAUUGAACAUUGUAGCUCAUCGGGUAAAGUCGCAAAACUUAGAGACUCAUUUAGCAGAAUGGUGAUGAGACUGAUGGAUAAGAAAAAGGAUAAGGAGGCAACGGUCGGAUUGACACAGCCCCAAAACUGGUCGCGUGAUGCCUUUGAGCUAUUCACUAUGACAACUACGAGUCCUAAUAUCAAAGAGCUGCUAGAGCAUAAGUUUAUGGAAAAGAAAGAUAAGCAGAAGCUGAUCUGGCUGGUUCCCGCGAUUUUGAUGACUGCAUAUCACAGGAUAGAAUUUGAUACUAGUACUCAGGGGGCACCUCUUUAA
Molecule: messenger RNA, 942 nt
Organism: Daldinia loculata
Lineage: Eukaryota; Fungi; Ascomycota; Sordariomycetes; Xylariales; Hypoxylaceae
Product: kinase-like domain-containing protein
Exons: 2
Coding region: 1-942 (313 amino acids)
Biological process (GO): protein phosphorylation
Cellular component (GO): cytoplasm
Molecular function (GO): ATP binding; protein serine/threonine kinase activity
Source: RefSeq, a predicted model, not a curated record